AACAUUUGCGUAUUUAACAAUCUUCCAAAACUGGGGGCCCAAUGAGAGGUGGCAAAGGCAAAGGCAAAGGAGAGCACGUAGAUUGCCCCGGCGACGUCAAUAAACGACUAAACCAAUAGAAAGAGAUUGAGAGAUGGCCAAAGUCGGAGGAAUUACGGAAUCGGCAGGCAGUGCGAAUAGCUCAGAGAUCGACAGCCUCGCUCGAUUUGCCGUUGACGAACACAACAAGAAAGAGAAUGCUUGUCUUGAGUUCAGCAAAGUCGUGAAUGUGAAGCAACAGGUUGUUUCUGGAACUGUGUACUAUAUAACACUGGAAGCAACCAACGGUGGUCAAAAGAAAGCUUAUGAAGCGAAGGUCUGGGUGAAGCCAUGGAUGAAUUUCAAGGAGUUGCAGGAAUUCAAGCCCAUCGGUGACACUCCUUCACACCCUAGUGCUUAGCUAGGUGAAGGUUCCAGUUGAAGGAUGUAAAGCUUUGAAGGUUCUGACCCAUUUGAAUGAAUAUUGGGGCUAUAUGUUUCAGUUUUUACUAGUACUGUGUAAUCUUGUUUUCUAUCUGAAACUUUCUAUUUUCUGUAUGAACUUUUAGCCUUGGAUUUGAUGGGAAUUAAGGACCUUUGUGAUAAAUAAAUAAACUUGCAUGUUUAACAUUGCGAAACA
Camellia sinensis is the source of this 658-nucleotide messenger RNA. RefSeq names its product cysteine proteinase inhibitor A. The record is from RefSeq and is a predicted model, not a curated record. Gene Ontology annotation, molecular function: cysteine-type endopeptidase inhibitor activity. Lineage: Eukaryota; Viridiplantae; Streptophyta; Magnoliopsida; Ericales; Theaceae.